CGUCUUUAGUUUAUAAAAUUAAAAAACGAAAUUUUUUUUGUAAAAUUCAUUUAAGCCUUGAUAAUUUUAGUAACAGCAAAACUUUUUGAGGUUAAAAUCAUUAAAAUAUUUUUGUAUGAUAUCAUUUAUUCCAGAAAAAAUGCAUUUAUUUGUAUUAAUAUCAGCUUUAAGUAUACUUAGUGUUAUAUCGUCCAAAAUUAUUAACUAUAUUUUAGGCUUAUUUAAUAGACCAACAAAAGCUGAAAAAGAAUUGCUACAUGAAGUAAUUGAAAUACGACAAACAUUGGCGGGGAUUCCAAUGGUUGAUAAUUUUGUGGCACACGCGAAAUUACAACGUAAAUUAAAUGUAGUUGAAAAUAAUUUACGAGAAGAAACAAAUAAACGUUUAUCGGCUGGUCUCAAAUAUAAAACACUUAUUCCAUAUGCAUUAAAUGUAAUACUUUCUAUUUAUAUUAUUUAUAUAAGUUUUGUGUAUCGACAUGAACCUGUUAUUGAUCUUCAGGAAUUCAAUCUAUUCCCAGUUUCAAUGAUAGUAUCAUAUCCAUUACAUGAAAUAGGUUCAAUAUCUGUACCUGCAUGGUUUUUUAUUUGUAAAAUAGUUUUAAUUUUUGAUUUCCAAGCAUAA
Molecule: messenger RNA, 625 nt
Organism: Chrysoperla carnea
Lineage: Eukaryota; Metazoa; Arthropoda; Insecta; Neuroptera; Chrysopidae
Product: protein get1
Exons: 3
Coding region: 116-625 (169 amino acids)
Biological process (GO): tail-anchored membrane protein insertion into ER membrane
Source: RefSeq, a predicted model, not a curated record